Xyrauchen texanus (razorback sucker) is the source of this 648-nucleotide messenger RNA. Its product is annotated as c-Myc-binding protein-like. Bases 80 to 388 code for a protein of 102 amino acids. Gene Ontology annotation, molecular function: transcription coactivator activity. Gene Ontology annotation, cellular component: nucleus. NCBI's taxonomy places the organism in Eukaryota, Metazoa, Chordata, Actinopteri, Cypriniformes, Catostomidae. The transcript has 5 exons. The record is from RefSeq and is a predicted model, not a curated record. Gene Ontology annotation, biological process: regulation of DNA-templated transcription.
AGAGCGCUCUUCUGCCUGUGGUGAGCGCGCAUGCGCACAGUGAGUCGUCGGUUGUUGAGCGUUAUUGUUGUUGUUCGUGAUGGCGCAUUACAGAGCAUCGGAUUCGAAGCGCGAGCAGUUUCGGAGAUAUCUAGAGAAAGCUGGAGUCCUGGACAGUUUCACCAAUGUGUUGGUGGCUUUGUACGAGGAAACGGAGAAACCCAACAAUGCUCUUGACUUUAUAAAGCAUCACCUUGGUGUCGUUGGAGCCGAGUCCACUGAUGUGGAGAAUCUGCGCCUGGAGCUGGAUGAUUUACAACACAAAUAUGAACAGCUCAUGGAGGAAAAUAAAGAUCUUAAAAACAGGCUUCUGCAGUACGAGUCUGUGCAGGAAGAUGAAACGGAAUAAACGUCUUUGAGUUCUAAAUGAUAUUUCUUCACGAGUAAAAGUCUUUUUUGUUAAAAUUCAUUUUUGUAUUAAAAUGCCUAAGAAGUGAAUAUGUCAAAUGUGCCUGAUAUUUAAUAAACACCAUUUGUUUUGCACUAACCCUUUAUAAAAAUGUAUUUGAAUAAUUGCUUUUAUAUUCAUUUGUGGUGACCAUUAUACUGUAAAGAAAUAAAAUACAGAAAAAACAUUCUUGGAGUUGUACAUUGAAAACCCAUAUUAAA